This is a messenger RNA of Achroia grisella, 1353 nucleotides long. RefSeq lists its product as uncharacterized. Bases 1 to 1353 code for a protein of 450 amino acids. The transcript has a single exon. The record is from RefSeq and is a predicted model, not a curated record. NCBI's taxonomy places the organism in Eukaryota, Metazoa, Arthropoda, Insecta, Lepidoptera, Pyralidae.
AUGUCCGAAGAAAAGGAGUUAAUAAAAAAGCGAGGCAGUUUUAAAGGCCGUUUAACUGCAUUUAUUAAUUAUUUGCAUACACUAACUGAUGAACCGUUAAGUCUCUCGGAUGCCAGAGAAUUACAAUUACGUAUGGGUAAAAUUGAGUCGUUGUAUGAACAGUAUGAUCAGGUACAGUUGCGCCUUGAAUGUAUAGUUGAUAAUAGUGAAGAGCAAUUUAAAGAGCGCUCCGAAUUUGAAUCACAAUAUUUCAAGGCAAUCGCGAAAGCCCAAGGUUUACAAAAUGUUAAUGUUGAGACUAUGAGCAAUAUGGGCAGUGAUGGAGGUACUCGAGCGAGCAAUAAUCAUAGGCUGGUGCGUCUUCCGACCAUCCAGCUACCGCGAUUCAGUGGUUCAUACGAUGAUUAUUUGGAAUUUAGAGACACCUUUACUAGCCUUAUACACAACAAUGAUGAAAUAGACGAAGUGAAUAAAUUUCACUAUUUGCGUGCAUCGUUAGAGGGUUCUGCUGCCGUGGUAAUUCAAUCAGUUGAGUUUUCAUCUAGUAAUUAUGCUGUUGCGUGGAAACUUUUGUGCGAUAGGUUUGACAACAAACGUCUGUUGAUACAAAAUCAUGUGUCUUCUUUGUUCAAUGUGGAAGCAAUAACAAAGGAGUCAUCAGCAAAUUUAAAGCGGUUAAUUGAUCAGGUAAAUAAAAACUUGCGGGCACUUGAAUCAUUAGGUGAACCUGUCAAACAUUGGGAUACCCUUUUAAUCCAUAUUAUUACCCAUAAAUUAGAUAGUAAAACUUAUAGAGAGUGGGAGGAAUUUAAGGGGCAUUCACAUAAAGAUACUUCAAUUACCUUUGACACCUUUCUAGAAUUUAUCCGAAAUCGUGCAGAUUUGAUUGAAACAUUAGAGCUUUCACGUGUUAAUCAGGGCAAUUUAAAUCAUAAAUCGACUAUGAAAUUAAAAUCUAUGGUUUCAGUUCAUGGCAGUCAUCCACAUCAGAAUUCCAAUACAGCAGAAUCACAUAAUCGAAUCUGCCCUAAGUGUAAGGGUGACCAUAGUCUAACCGGUUGCCCCCAGUUUCUUGCGUUGAGCGUUGAAGCGCGCCUAAAGGUACUACCCAGUUUUAAGGUAUGUUUCAAUUGUUUUCGUGUAGGUCAUUUUGCUAAUCUAUGCAAAAGGCCAGGUUGCAAAAUAUGCAAGCGUCGACACAACACUCUGAUUCAUGCAGCCAAUGAUCAUCAUAUUCGUAAUGAAAAUAGAGUCGUAUCUGAAACUACACCUUUAGCGUCGUCUUCAACGACUGCUGCUUCUGACAAUGUAACUUUAGCAGCAAAUAUGUCUAGUUAUAAUAAAAUUCAAUGA